AUAAUAUAUAGUACAAUAUUUUUAAUUAUGUUGAUGUAAAUAUUUGUGCUAAAACAAAAUUAAGAAUUUCAUUUAUUAAUUUUCGUGUCAUAUUUCAACAUGAAUUUAAGUAAAAGUGAAAAACUUUUGGCCGCUAAAAGAAAGCUCAGAGAAUUUCAAUUAAGUAAAAUGCAAAAUAACCAAGAUGGUUCUAUAAAACAAAGACAUACAUUGGAUUUAUUAUCUUCACAGUGCCAAAAUGCAGAAACUAAUAAAUUGAAUUUAGAAGUUAUAGGCAAUGUAUUAACAAUGAAAACUUCGAAAGAUAAUCAUACAAUUCAAGAGUUUCAAAAAAAUGAUGCACUUAUGAAUUCAAUGGUAACUUCAGAAAAUAUAAAUUACAAUGAAUUAAAUUGUUCUAUGGAAGAUAUCAAUUCUAUGAAAGGAAAUAAUAUAAUAUCAAAAUUAGAAGAAAAAUUAAAUUUAAAUGAAUUUCCAAUAGUACAAAAAGAACAUCUCUUAGAAAUGGCUUCUGCAGUUGAAAAUGUUUUGACAGAUGAAUCUGAAUAUAUAGAAACAUCACUUGAUUUUGAUUUAAUGAAUCAUAAUCAAUUUUUAAAUUCCUAUUUAGAAGAACAGAAAAAAAUUAUUAAUGAAUUGCAUAUAAAACUUAAUAAUGCUCAUAGCAGAAUUUCAGAAUUAGAAACCAAGUUAAAAGAAAAAGAAACAGAAUUUCAAAUACAAUUAGAACGAGAAAUAAAUCCUUUAAAAGAUCAAGUUCAAAUUCAUACUCAGACUACUGGAAUCUUAAUAGCAGAAAAAGCAGAACUUACAUCUGCUCUUUGUCAAGCUCAACAAAGUGCAAAACAAAAUUCUGAUGAAGCAGAGGAAAUGUUAAAAAAAUUAAAGAAUUCACAAAUUCGUAUACUUGAAUUAGAAAAGGAAAUAUUGUCCAUAAAAAAUAAUAAUGAAGAACUAAAAAAAAAUUUUCAUCAAUUGCAAAAUAAAUAUGAUUCUCUCAAUGAACAAUUUUUUCAAUUGAAAAAAGAAAAAGAAGAUUUGGAUUUAGAAGGAUCAGAAUUAAAGCAAAAAUUAAAUUUGAAAAAAACAGAAUUAAUUGCUAUUCAACAAGAACUUCAAGAAAAAACAGCAUUGCUUUCAUUAAGUGAACUUAGAAUACAACAAAUGAAAGGUAUGUCAAUAACAGAAGAAGAAAAACAUACAGCAAUUCUCUUAGAACAAGAAUUGGCACAAACUAAAGAAUCUUUAAAAAUUGUUAAUAAUGAAAAAGAUGAAAUUAAUAAACAAUAUCAAAAUUAUGUUAAACAGUUAGAUGCCCAGCAAGCAAAAUUAUUAGAAAAGAUAAAAACACAAAAAAAAAUUAUAGAAGAUUUACAAUAUAAAGAACAAAAUCGUGUAAAAAAAAUUUCAGAACUUGAACAACAAUUACAACAAGAAAUAGAAAAAGUAGAGAAUCUAUUACCUUUACAAGAUCGUAAAGAUCAAAUAAAUAAUUUACUAAAAAAUAUAGAUGAACUUACAUUGGAACAAGAAAGAUUUCACAUUAUAUUAUCUGAAAAGGAUUCACAAAUUGAAAUCUUAACAAAAAAUUUAAAUGAUUUACAAGAAACAAAUAAUCAAGAAGCAGAAAUAACAAAACUAGUCAGUGCUCUUGAAAGUGAACAAUUAGGAGCAUCUAGAGCAAUUCAGCAAAAUCAUCAAUUAAAAGAACAAUUGACUGACAUGGAAAAUGCUUUUGUUUCUUUAAGUAAUGCUAAAUUGGAUUUGACUGAACAACUUCAAGCAGAACGUUCUAUAGGAAGAAAAUUAAAUAUUCAAUUAAAUAAUAUAGAAAAUGAAUUGGAACAAUUAAAGGCACAAUUAAAAGAAAAAGAAGCUAUUCUUCAAGAGUUUGAAAAAGAAAGACUUCAAAGUGCACAAAUAGCAGAUCAAAUUCAACAUUAUCAAGCACAAUCACAUCACGUAAAUACUUUUCAACGAGAACUUCAACAUGCCAUAACUACUAUAGAAAGAUUAGAAAAAGAAAAACAAGCACUUACAGAGAAAUUAAAAGAAAAGAGUUCAGAGAAUUUUGUUUUAGAAAAUAAUUCAUAUUCUAUAAUCACAAAUAAUAAUAUUUCAAGUUUAGAAGAAAAUAUACAUGUAAAAAGUCUGAAUAAAAGUACUGUUAUAGUACCAGAACCUGUAAAACAACUUGAACAAAGAUUUAAGGAAACAAUGGAACGAGUUGCAGAGCUUACAGAAGAAAAACAAAAACUUGAACAUCUUGUUUUACAACUCCAAAGUGAAACAGAAACAAUAGGAGAAUACAUAACAUUAUAUCAAAAACAAAGAGCAGUUUUACAAAAUAGAGCAAUAGAAAGAGAAAAAAUAUUUCGACAGUUACUUGAACAAAGAAAUCAACAACAAGAACAAUUGCAUAAAUUAAAAGUUUUGGUUAGUGAUUUUCUUAGAAAGGAAUAUAUACAUUCCAAUGGAACAGAUCGUUUAAUUGAAACAGAAAUGGAUUCCAAUGAUUCUCUAAUUUUAGAAACAAAAAAAGAAAUAAUAGAUUCUCAAAUAGAAAAUAAAAAUGUUUCAGAACUUUUAGAUGUUUUAACAGAGAUAAAAGAUUGUAAAGAUUCUUGUAUAUUUGAAUCAAAUUUUCAUUUAUGUCCUUGGUGUUCUGGAAAAUUACUUACAGUAUAAGAAUAUUCAUAUAUUAUAUAUUUUUAGCAUAAAAUAUUAAUAUAGAAUUUUUAAUUGAUAACAAUUUGUAGAAUAAAAUUGUAUAUAAGAUAAAAUCU
Apis laboriosa (Himalayan honeybee) is the source of this 2786-nucleotide messenger RNA. RefSeq names its product golgin subfamily A member 2-like. NCBI's taxonomy places the organism in Eukaryota, Metazoa, Arthropoda, Insecta, Hymenoptera, Apidae. Gene Ontology annotation, biological process: Golgi organization. Gene Ontology annotation, cellular component: Golgi cis cisterna; Golgi cisterna membrane; cis-Golgi network. The record is from RefSeq and is a predicted model, not a curated record. The coding region runs from base 100 to 2688 and encodes 862 amino acids. The transcript is spliced from 12 exons.